Trematomus bernacchii (emerald rockcod) is the source of this 2679-nucleotide messenger RNA. Its product is annotated as gastrula zinc finger protein XlCGF57.1-like. Lineage: Eukaryota; Metazoa; Chordata; Actinopteri; Perciformes; Nototheniidae. The coding region runs from base 24 to 1946 and encodes 640 amino acids. Gene Ontology annotation, molecular function: DNA-binding transcription factor activity; RNA polymerase II cis-regulatory region sequence-specific DNA binding. The record is from RefSeq and is a predicted model, not a curated record. The transcript is spliced from 2 exons. Gene Ontology annotation, biological process: regulation of transcription by RNA polymerase II.
CAGGAAGUGGUGAUUUAGUAAACAUGAGUGUUGUGCUGCUCUCGUUGGUGAAGCAGCGACUCACUGCGGCUGCUGAAGACAUCUUUGUUCUGUUUGAAAGAACGAUAGCAGAGUACGAGGAGGAACUGUCUCGUUCAAAACAGGAGAACGAGAGACACCGGAAACUACUGGACGCUGUUUUACAGCCUCAGCUUCAGAUCCACAGAGCAGAUGUCCAGCAGCUGGUGGUGGUUAAAGAAGAGGUUCCCCCUGAGCAGCAGGAGUGGAGCUCCAGUCUGGACCAGGAGGACCCAGAGCCCCCCCCACACAUUAAAGAGGAACAGGAGGAACUCUGGAGCAGUCAGGAGGGAGAGCAGCUUCAAGGGCUGGAGGAGGCUGAUAUCACCAAGUCCACAUUCACUUCUGUCCCUGUGAAGAGUGAAGAUGAUGAAGAGAAACCUCAGUCCUCUCAGCUUCAUCAAAGACAAACUGAACACCUGGAAACAGAAGCUGAUGGAGAGGACUGUGGAGGACCAGAACCAGCCAGGAACUCAGAUCCAGAGAGACAUUUACAACCAGAGACUGAUGACAACCCUGGAGACUCUUCUGAACCUGACACUGAAGACAGUGGAGAUUGGAAGAAGACCAGAGAACCAGGUUCAAAGUCUCAGAGAAAUAAACAAGACCCUGUCAGUGAUUCAAGACGUAGUGCAGGAGAGAAACCAUUUGGCUGCUCUUUGUGUGAGAAAACAUUUACACAGAGAGGAAAUUUUAAUCGGCACAUGAGAAUCCACACAGGAGAGAAAACAUUUGGCUGCUCUUUGUGUGGGAAAGAAAUUCGCAGCAAGUCAAAUCUAAAAGUACACAUGAGAAUCCACACAGGAGAGAAACCAUUCAUCUGCACAAUUUGUAAGAAAUCUUUUGCAGAUAGAGGAGAUUUAAAGAAACACAUGAGAAUCCACACAGGAGAGAAACGAUACAGCUGCAGUAUUUGUGACAAAAGAUUCACCUGGAGUUGCCAGGUCAAAAGACAUAAGUGUGUUGGUCGUCAGUCCUCACAGCUUCAUCAAACUCAAACUGAGGAGAACAGAGAGGCAGAGCCUCCAGCCAGCAGCUCAGCUGAACACCUGGAAACAGAAGCUGAUGGAGAGGACUGUGGAGGACCAGAACCAGCCAGGAACUCAGAUCCAGAGAGACAUUUACAACCAGAGACUGAGGACAACCCUGGAGACUCUUCUGAACCUGACACUGAAGACAGGGCUGAUUGGAAGGAGACCAGAGAACCAGGUUCAAACUCUCAGAGAAAUAAACAAAACUCUGUCAGUGAUUCAAGACGUAGUGCAGGAGAAAAAACAUUCAACUGCUCUUUGUGUGAGAAAACAUUUACACGGAGAGGACAUUUAAAUCGGCACAUGAGAAUCCACACAAGAGAGAAAACAUUUGGUUGCUCAGUUAGUGAGAAAUCCUUUCCAAAUAGAGGACAUUUCCGUCAACACAUGAAAAUCCACACACGAGUGAAACCAUUUAGUUGCUCAGUCUGUGAGAAAUCCUUUCUUAAUAGAGGACAUUUAAAUCAGCACAUGAGAAUCCACACAAGAAAGAAACCAUUUAGUUGCUCAGUCUGUGAGAAAUCCUUUCCAAAUAGAGGAAAUUUAAAUCGGCACAUGAGAAUCCACACAGGAGUGAAACCAUUUAGUUGCUCAGUCUGUGAGAAAUCCUUUCUUAAUAGAGGACAUUUAGAGAGACACAUUAGAGUUCACACAAGAGAGAAACCAUUCAGCUGCUCAGUCUGUGAGAAAUCUUUUUCACAGAAUGCAGAUUUAAAGUGCCACAUGAGAAUACACACAGGAGAGAAACCAUUCAGCUGCAGUGUUUGUGACAAAAGAUUCACCUGGAGUUGCCAGGUCAAAAGCCAUAACUGUGUUGGUCGUCAGCCAAACCAAACCUGGAGACUCUUCAGAACCUGACACUGGAGACAGUGAUUAUUGUUAGGUUUAAACUCUUUGAGUUGGUCCCAGUAAGUGUGUAUAACGUGAUACCUGCUCUGAGUGUGAUAAAACAUCAUUGCUCUAAGUCAAGUCUGAAUGUGCAUUAAAACAAAUAAUAAGCACAGAAACAAGUCCAUUGUGCUCUAAUGACACAAAAGUAACCAUCACUGACAGAGAACCAGAGCCAGCCAAGAACAUGACUUUAGCUUCUCCUUACCCUGAAAUCAGUGGUGAUUGGAAAGAUCUGUUAGUCCGGUUAAACACUCUAAAGAAUCACAAAGUUCGUAUAAGUGAAAGAAGAUGCUAUAUAAUACUAGCAAGCUACCAGUUCAGUGAUCUGAGUGUGGGAAAAUAUUACGCCUGAAAGACAUUCUGAAGAGACGUGAGAAUUCACAUGGGAGAAGCCAUUUGGUUGCUCAGUUUGUGACCAAAAACAUAGACAUAAAAACCAAAGUGAAUCUCCCUUUGAACAAGAAAAAGCAACGGCUGAUUUCUUAUCGUUUAGUUGAUAUCACGAGCUAAUGUGAGUUCACAUUUCAUCCUGAUGCUUUUGAAGAAUCUUUGUUAAUAAAGUGAACUCUUUUUGAAAAGGAAGGACUCGCUGUGUUGAAACUUCUUCCUGCUGUGUCCCACAAUCUGUUCAGCUGGGAUCCGGCUCUGACCCGAAACACCAACACUAUCUUACAUUGCUGUUGGCGGCCCGCACUGUAGC